Messenger RNA from Geodia barretti, 3890 nucleotides. The record is from the annotation of a GenBank genome assembly. NCBI's taxonomy places the organism in Eukaryota, Metazoa, Porifera, Demospongiae, Tetractinellida, Geodiidae.
AUGGCGCCGAAAAUUCUGGUUGAUAAUGGAGGAGGAGUUAUGCCAGAUGUCUACUACGUGAGGCCGAGUAAUUUCUUGUCCGACUCUCGGGACAAGACGAUAAUAACCGGGGAUUCGGAGGAUGAAGUGCUGGGGAAGGUUUAUGAUUACCUGCGCACGCCGGAAGCACGCCUGCGCUACCCAGCGGUGGCAGACCCUACGGAACUGGAAAACAACAUCCGAAGGUGCAUUUUUGUUAAAGGCCAGAAGGUGUUUGGUACCCGAGCACCAGAAGGCGAGUAAGUUUCGGACAGGCUAUCCGAGCCUGACCCGAGAUCGGAAUUCAAUAGACGGGCCCCGGUCAAUGACCGGGGCCCGUAGUUUUUCGCCGUCCUCGUCAAGGACUUUCUUUAGUUGCCGUCGUCGAAGCUCACGAUAACUAUGGCGUUGGCAAUCAGGGUCCCAUCGGUACCCUCAUCGUUAAGAACUUGCAGCCCACCUUGUACGACGUUUAUGUGGCCCGUCCCAUGGGGCAGUGUAGCGAUUACCGCAUCGCCAUCGACCGCACCGGGUUCGGGGACGCCAAUGGUAACGUCAACCCGCAUAUCGUCGGCCGUCUUGCCGAUGAGCCUCUGAAAACCCAAGCUGCUAUGGUGCAGGGCAUCAAAUACGGCCCGCUUGGCGGCGUUAGUGUAGUCUAGUCCAUGAACGUCCACACCCAUUCCCAUUUCCGUAACGCAUCUUACCAGUGCCAUUAUUUCCCCUCCUAAAUUAAAUUCAUUUGCCAAGACUUCUUUCAAUUUGGAUUGUCUUCUUCGACAAAGCCUGCACGGUCUGCCGCCCAAGUUAAACAGGUAGCGACUAACCCCCGCCGCCACGUACUUCCAGGCUUGGUUUGGUCAUUUCUUCGGGAUUCAGCAGCGAACCAAGUUCUUCGUCGCUGAUUUCGGUACGCAGCUUUGCAACCUCCCGAAUAGUCUGCCCGGUUGAAGCUGCUUCCUUAGCAAAUAGCGGCGGCGGCAUCGUAGCCAAUGGCCGGAGCAAGGGCCGUGCCCAGCAUUAAUCCCUUCUCUACCAUGGCGGGGCCCACAUCGGUGGCCUCGAUUCCCUUGACGCAUUGCUCGGCGAAGUUGUUGGCCGAAGCUGCCAGCAAGGAUAUAGACUGCAGGAUGUUGUAGGCGGCCACCGGCAUCAUGGUAUUGAGUUCAAAGUAUCCGCCCUGACCGGCCAGGGUGAUGGUGGCGUCGUUGCCGACAACCUGGGCGGCCACCUGUAUUACCGACUCCGCGAUGACCGGGUUCACCUUGCCCGGCAUAAUUGAACUACCCGGCUGCACCUCGGGGACGGGUAAUUUCACCAAGGCCAGCCCUCGGCCCACAGGCAAUGAACCGGAUGUCGUUGGCAAUCUUAUGCAGGCUGACGGCAAUGGUCUUUAGUUCCCCGCUGGCCUCCACCACCGCAUCUAGGGUGGACUGGGCCUGAAAGUGAUUGUCGGUUUCACGGACACUUACGCCGGCAACCUCGCUUAGAGUCUGGCAGGUGCGGGCCGAAAACUCGGGGUGAGUGUUUACUCCGGUCCCUACGGCUGUGCCGCCAAGAGCCACUUCCGCCAGAGCAUCUUGGGCCCGGCGAAGUCUGCGGAUGCCGUUUUCGGCCUGCCCCGCAUAACCCAGGAAUUCCUGUCCCAACCGGACAGGCGUAGCGUCCUGAAGAUGGGUGCGCCCGGUCUUGAUCACCGGCCAAAACUCAUCAGACUUCUUCUGUAAUUCGUCCCGCAAGAACUCGAGGCCGGGAAUCAGAUCCUCUUUGAUGGCCAGCAGCGCCGCAAGGUGCAUCGCCGUGGGAAUGACGUCGUUGGAAGACUGGCCCAAAUUGACAUGGUCGUUGGGAUGAACCAGUCUAGACCCCAAAUCUCCUCCCAUAAUCUGGGAGGCCCGGUUGGCGAUUACCUCGUUGGCGUUGGUGUUGGUGGAAGUUCCUGAGCCCGUCUGGAAGACGUCCAGAACAAAAUGGCCGUCGAACUUGCCUUCAAUCACCUCUUGGGCAGCUUCGACAAUUGCUGCGCCGAGAGACUCAUCAAGCGCCCCUAGAGACAUGUUGGUCUUGGCCGCAGACUGCUUUAUCAAGCCAAGGGCCCGGAUAAAGGUGAGGGGGAAGCGCAGGUCGCUGAUGGGGAAGUUAAGGACCGCACGCAUGGUGGAUGCCCCGUAAAGGGCGUCCGCGGGCACUUCCAUCUGGCCCAUCGAGUCCCGCUCAAUUCUUACGUUUGAGUUGCUCGUAGUCAUUGCUGCACAACCAUCCUCUUGGUUUGUUUUUUCUAUAGCGCCGACAUGCAGAAGUAGUGGCUAUUUCCCUUCCCUAAUCCAGUCGGCCACUCUCUCACCGAUCAUAAUCGUGGUGGCAUUGGUGUUGGCCCGGAUUACGUCGGGCAUCACUGAGGCGUCCACUAUCCUCAAGCCUUCCAUACCAUGGACCCGGCAAUACUGGUCCACCACAGCCAGAGGAUCGUCGACCGGUCCCAUUUUGCAGGUUCCCGAAGAAUGAUGCUGGGUGCCUACGUUUCGCAGCAUCCAGUUGUCCAGGGCUUCGUCAGAUUCCAGGUCUGCGUCGGUGGGGUUCAACCGCUCGACUAUGAUGUCGGCGAACAUAGGAUGCUCGGCAAUUCGCAGGCCGGUGCGUAUCGCUCCCCGCAUUCGUUCCCGAUCGUAAGGGCUGGAAAGGUAGUCGUAGUUCAAAACCGGCUGGACCUUGGGAUCUGUUGAAGCCAGCCGCAAAUGUCCUGCGCUCACCGCAUUCUGGAUGGCCGCGCUAAAACCGAAAUGGAAGCCGUCAGCUUCUAUGGUAACGUUGGCCGGGCGGUGUUCACUAUUCAUCAAUAUGGGCGCCAACUGGAUAUCAGCGGUAGUGGGCGAACCCUCCAGGCUGAAGCGCAGGCCCACCUGAAUGCUGGGGGCCAAAUCGUCGGGAGCUUCGCCCUUACCCUUGAAAAGGGUAAAGCAGGACGGAUGGUCCCGGAGGUUCUGUCCUAUUCCGGGCAAUUCAUGCACCAGUUCUAUUCCCAUUUCCUGGAGAUGGUCGGCGGGCCCGACACCCGAAAGCAACAGAAUUUGCGGGGAGGCAAUGGCGCCACUGCUGACAAUUAUCUGCUCGCCUUCCAGUACAAAGGUAUCUCCCCCGCUUUCGGCCUCUACACCAACGGCGCGCCUGCCCUCAAAGACGACUCUCCGCGCCGUGACAUUGCCGCGAACCGUCAGGUUGAGCCGAUUACGUACCGGGUUAAGGUAGGUUAUGGCAGUGCUCAUCCGAACGCCGUCGAUGUUGUUCAGGGGCCUUGCAGCAAUGCCACUGGAAUCCGGAUGAUUCUGGUCGGGGUCCUGGCGGAAACCCAAGUCGGCGCAGGCAUCAUAGAAAGAAGUCGCAUGGGGAAGCCACUCUUCUCGCUUGUAGCGCCGUACCGGAAUUGGACCACUGCUUCCGUGAAAAUCGUCACCCGGAAAGUCCAAAUCCGUUUCCAGCUUGCGGAAAUAGGGAAGCACCUUGAGGUACUCCCAUUCAUUAUUGCCCCAGGCCGCCCAGUUGUCGUAAUCGCCGGGAACUCCGCGAAAAAGCACCUGCCCGUUUAUGGAAGUGGAACCGCCAAUGGCCCGGCCACGGGGAAUCUGCACCUGUUCGGCCAUCAACGGAGUACCGGUGGCCGUGUAGCCCCAGUUAUGGGGGCCGUAGGCCGAACGCCACAUAUUGUUGCCUUCCUUCAAAUCCAGGGGCAACUGGUCAAAAUCCGGAUAAUCUGGCCCGGCUUCCAGCAAUAGCACGGACCGGUCCGGGUCCUCGGACAGACGGGCCGCCAGCACACAGCCGGCAGCGCCGGCUCCAAUCAUGAUGACGUCGUAUUUCAUGCCUCUUCCUCGCUC